AUGGGCUGCACACCCUCUCACAGUGAGGUUGCUGAUACUAUUGCAAGAAGUAGUCUUAAGGCUUUGAAUAAACCCAAAAGUAUUUUGCAUAUUGCUCCAGGAGAUAAAGGAAUCCCACUACUUGUUAAAGGUUCAUCUUGCUACAGCAUUGAUGAAUUCCACCAGUGUGGGAGCCAGAGGAAAGACUGCCUGAGAGAAAAGGACAAUAAACUAUCAGAGCAGGAUGAAAAUGAUAAUUUGCAGUUAUCUUCCAAGGCUCAUUCAGAUCCCCAGAUUUCCAGGGAAGACAAGAAAGUUGAGAGGACAGCCACAGAUGCUGAAGUUGUUCUGUCCGAAUUGAUUGAGUCUCAGAAGCAUAUCACUGAGGCCAUACAGAUCAGAAAGCAAAGCUCCUGUGGAUCAGAAGCAUCAGCUUUCAUUUGGGAUGACAAGAAUGAAAGCAAUUCAAAGCAAAUCCUAAAGAGAGGAAAGAAGCAAAAAAAUCAUAAGGUGGCAAAGCAAGGUCGACCUAGCAAAAUUAAAGAAAAGUCCGUUUUGCCCCCGAGGGAGACAGAGAAAAAGGUAGAUUUCCCUGAACUGCUUGUUAAGGCUCAUCAGAGUACAUAUGCCUACUUAAAUCCCAACCUCUGCAAGUAUGAAACUAUACUUCACUUGGCCAACCAGGCUACCCAAACUCGGCUCUUCUUACAGCAGAUGGUAAGUUUUCUUGUGCUUCGCUUUGAUGAAAUCAACCAGCUCUUGGAAGAAAUUGCCAAUGAUGGGGAAAAUCUUCUCAAAGACGUAGGUGAGAAUCUGGCAUGGCCAGCAGAAAAAGGUGAUUUGAAGGAGCACCCUGAUCUUCUGCAGCAACUACUGCAGUAUACGGUCAAUAAAAUGCAGUUAGUGAGUGGGACUCUGGCCUCCCUCACCUCCGGCACCCUGCAGGAGACAUGCAUCUACCUGAAGUCUGCUGCAAGCAACCUGGAAGGAAAGCUGCAAGCGAAGCAGAACUUUGAUGAGCGCCUGCUACGGACAGUAAAGCUGCUUGAAGCCUCAACAGUGGGACCCUCUCAGUCCCCCGGUGAUGACAGGACCCUCUGUUCUGAGGACAGUGGCAUUGGUGUGGACAGUGAAUCCCUCAAAGAGUUCAGUGUUCUCAGCCAGCAUGGAGGACAAGCAAGCUGUGAUUCCUGCGCACAUGGACAUCUGUGCCAAAAACACAUGCGUGAUGGGACAGUGUCACCGGGCAGAGCCUCGUUCCAUGACUGUGCACUUGAAAGGCAUUUUAAAGAGAUAUUUUAUUCAUCCUUGCAGAGCAGGGAGGCAAAUUCUUGUCAGAGUGGAGUACCAGAAGGCAUUUCUACCAUGCCCCAGCAUGCAAGCUUGAGCAAAAGCUGUUCCUAUAAUUCCUUCCAGUCUGACUCUACUCAGGAAGGUGAACAUUUCAAAAUCUGUGAAUCAACAGACUUUCCUUCAGAUGACGACGACGACGACGACGAUGACGAUGAUGACGAUGAUGAUGAUGAUGGGAGCACCCUGGGGGAGGAUGAUGACAACACAAGUUUAUCAGAAAUGGGGAAGGAUGCUCUGCUGAGGAGGGCCCUGUCUUCACCUGCAGUCACUGAUAACACACAGAGGCAGUCCAUCAAGAGGACGGAGAAUGCAGAGACAGAGGAAAUUAUUCUGAAGAUGAAAGAUGCCAUCAGUGAAAAAAUCAAGUUUGUCCCAGCUACUUUUGGGCAUAAAGAAUGGACAGAGGAUGAGAGCGGAAGAGCAGUCCUAACAAGGCCCAGUACAGCAACGGGCAGCCAGAAAACCUUCAGGAAACAACAACGGUCCAGGUCAGAAGAGUCCCUUAGAAGCCAGGCAGAGGACCCAACCCUCCUAGAGCUUCAGAGAACUCAAAAAGAGCUCAGCAAAAGACUGGAAGUGUUUUAUCGAAAGAAGGAUACAGGUAACAACCUGGAACCUUGGAAAUCAAGAACAGCGCUUUAUUUUCAGGAUGAGCAAAUCACAUCUAGGUCCUCUAGCAAACUGAAGACGUGCCUCUCAAAAAAUUUCAUCAUCCUGCCUAACCAGGAUAAAGUCCCUUUGUUCAUGGCUGAUCAAAAUCCUACCCUUCAGCUGGAUGAAAAAAGAGGCAGGAAGCCUUUAAGAGCUAUUGUGCCAACCCAGGAGACAUCAGGAGGCAAAGAAAUGGAGCCUUCUGGAGCACAAAUGCUCAGUGGCAGCUGUGCCCCCCGACAGUCUGUCAAAAAGCUUAUUGAAACAUUCAGUCCUGCUGACAAUCUUGUAAAAGCCACUCCUCUGAGAUCUUUAGGACCAAUAAAGGGCAUCAGAAAAUUUGGACUUCCAGUCAUCCCACCCACCAUUCCCAUUCAGAGAGGCCUGGGACCUUUAAAUUUUAAGCAUCGUAUUUCACCGCUAGAAGACACAAACCCUUCAGACACCAAUGGAGUUUCUUCUAGUCCUCCAAAUGCCUUUCCUCCUGCACCAGCUGCAGAAUUAAGCAGUAAGGACACAAAAGAAGAGACUGAGGAAGACUUUGAGAACCUGCCACCACCACCACCUGAAAUGUUAAUGGACACUUCCUUUGACUUUUCUGAGUCUGAAGAAACUGCAAGAAUAGAAGAAAACUCUUCAGAACGUGCCAAAAAGCACACCAAAACAGAAUUUCAUGCUACUAAGAGAUCACAGGUUUCCCCAAGAAUGAAAGCCUCCCUUCAGUCUAUUGAUUUAUUGCCAAGUAAAAACAUCAGUGGCCCCAGUGCAAUUGCUAACAAAGGUCUAAGGAAUACCGGAGCAGGGGAUGAGAAACUGAAGAGGUACUCUCUGGAGCUGAACCCUACCAACGUGCACAUCCCUAGCAAGGAGGAGAUACUGGCAACCCAGAGAAAAGAGGCUGCGGAUUUGUACAAGCAAACCCAUAAAAUUAUUCCUCUUCAAAAUCCCUGUGGGGUUUCAAAACCGCACAGCAAUAGCUCAGAGAGCAAUUCACCUGCAACUUUAGAGGAUUCCAAGAAGCGUGGUUCUCCUGAUUCGCUCAGGAGAAAUGAAAAAGGCUCAGCGUUUGCCAGGAGAGUCUCCCCAACAAGAACUCCUCCUUCUUCCCCAACAACUGAGAAACGGCUUUUCAGCCCCCCAACAUACCACAGACACUCUCUUCAGGCUUUUAGCAACCUGCAACCGAGCUCACCCACCAUGCAGAGAAAACCCAGUCCUCCCUCUAGCCCCAGGGUGCCCAGCCCGCCCUUGCAGAAGAAGCUGCCCUCUCCACCACCCCAGCGAAAACCAUUCAGCCCUCCCGUAGGGCACAAGCAAAGCUCACCAACGCCACACCGACCA
Molecule: messenger RNA, 3324 nt
Organism: Mesitornis unicolor (brown roatelo)
Lineage: Eukaryota; Metazoa; Chordata; Aves; Mesitornithiformes; Mesitornithidae
Gene: PCARE
Product: chromosome unknown open reading frame, human C2orf71
Exons: 1
Biological process (GO): protein localization to photoreceptor outer segment; photoreceptor cell outer segment organization
Cellular component (GO): photoreceptor inner segment; photoreceptor outer segment
Source: RefSeq, a predicted model, not a curated record